Molecule: messenger RNA, 3303 nt
Organism: Neoarius graeffei (lesser salmon catfish)
Lineage: Eukaryota; Metazoa; Chordata; Actinopteri; Siluriformes; Ariidae
Gene: sema3b
Product: sema domain, immunoglobulin domain (Ig), short basic domain, secreted, (semaphorin) 3B
Exons: 18
Coding region: 656-2995 (779 amino acids)
Biological process (GO): axon guidance; neural crest cell migration; negative chemotaxis
Molecular function (GO): semaphorin receptor binding; chemorepellent activity
Source: RefSeq, a predicted model, not a curated record
AGUAGAGUCAGACGUGGCGACAGAGGAGUCUAACGCACACGAUACAUCAAGUGGUACACAAAGAACUGUGGACUGAGAACAAAAAAAAAGAUAGAUUAGAUAUUACUAUAAAGAAAGAAAAAAAGAAAAAGAGAAGUGCAGUGUGUGGGGCUUUUCUGUUCUAGGACAGAGAGAAAGAAAGAAGCAAGAAGGAACAAUAAGACGUGUUUUCCAGAAGGACCCUCGGAAUUCUGCACUUUUCCAUACACCAUCUCUCUCUCUCUCUCUUUCUCACACCCUUACACACACACAUACACACACACACACACUGCUGCAGCAGGACAUAUCUAUCCCUAUUCCUCCCUGCAGCUCGAAAAGAGUGAGAGAGAGAGUGUGUGUGAGUGAGAGAGCCUGCCGUUCCCCUGGAGUCUACGGGACCAUGGCACCUGUCAGAGACGCAGUGGUGCUCAGCUGAAGACACAUACACACACUCACUCACACACUCACACACUCCGAGAGAUUAGCAGUACAAAGUUCUACAAUCGGAUUGUCCAAUCUGGAACAUUCAGAAACCCGAUCACGGAAACCACUGCCAAAGCAACAGUGCAACCAACCAAUCUCCAGUGCAUCCAUCACCUUGAAGCCCAUCUCUGAUCACCAUUGAGCACAUGUGAAGAUGAUGAUGACUAUGAUAGUGGUGGUAAUGACUGUGAUGCUUGGCCUCAUCAGUGUUAGCUCAUCGUUUGGUGGAUCUGCAACUUCUACCUCUUCCUCUUCUUCACCAAGGAUGAAGUUUACUUAUAAAGAACUACAGCAGUUUAAUGGAGUGAAGCGGUUUGAGUUGGACCGUUCGUGCUGUUUUGGAUCACUCCUACUGGAUGAAGAAAGGGGACGGCUCUUUGUAGGAGCACGAAACUACCUGUUGUCGCUCAGCCUGGACAACAUUGCCAAGCAAGAACAAAAGAUUUACUGGCCAGCACCUGUGGAGUGGAGGGAAGAGUGCAACUGGGCAGGAAAGGAUAUCAAUAUGGAUUGUGUUAAUUAUGUGAAGGUUUUACAUCACUUUAACCGAACUCAUCUGUAUGCCUGUGGGACAGGAGCCUUCCACCCAACCUGUGCCUACGUGGAGGUUGGACAGAAGGUGGAGGAUCAUGUGUUCCGAAUUGAUCAAUCUCUUGUUGAAGAUGGAAAAGGGAAAAGCCCAUAUGACCCACGGCAUACUGCAGCGUCUGUUCUGGUUGGUGAUGAGCUGUAUUCAGGUGUAGCCACUGACCUGAUGGGAAGGGAUUUCACGAUUUUCCGGAGCCUGGGACAAAAACCCUCCAUACGGACCGAACAACACGACUCGCGCUGGCUCAAUGAGCCCAAGUUCAUCUGUGCUUUUGCUGUUCCGGAGAGUGAGAACCCUGAUGAUGAUAAAGUCUUCUUCUUCUUCCGAGAAACUGCAGUCGAAGCUCAAGGCUUUGGCAAGGUCACCUAUGCUCGGAUUGGCCAGCUGUGCCGGAAUGACAUGGGAGGGCAGCGUAGUUUAGUGAAUAAGUGGACAACGUUCCUGAAGACUCGACUUGUCUGCUCUGUGCCAGGCAAAGAUGGCAGUGAAACACACUUUGAUGAGCUCAGGGACGUCUUCCUGCUACAGACGCGAGACAGGAAGAAUCCGCUGGUCUACACAGUCUUCUCUACUUCCAGUAGUGUAUUCCGUGGCUCGGCCGUCUGCCUGUACACUAUGAACGACAUCCGCAGGGCAUUUUUGGGGCCGUUUGCCCAUAAAGAAGGACCCAAUUACCAAUGGGUGCCUUUCCAAGGCAAAGUCCCUUACCCUCGACCAGGCAUGUGUCCCAGUAAGACGUUUGGAAGUUUCGAGUCCACUAAAGGCUUCCCCGAUAACGUGAUCCAGUUCGCACGUCACCACCCGUUGAUGUAUAACCCAGUGACGCCGCUCGGUGGCCGUCCGCUCUUCCUACGCACAGGAAUGCCAUACAGUUUCACACAGAUUGCUGUGGAUCGGGUUAAUGCUGCGGAUGGCAUCUACGACGUCAUGUUCAUUGGAACAGAUGUUGGCAGCGUUCUGAAGGUGAUCUCUUUCCCCAAAGGAAGCUGGAGCAACACAGAGCUGCUGCUGGAGGAGCUGCAAGUCUUCAAGGACUCUUCAUCCAUCAUCAAUAUGCAGAUCUCGUCCAAACGACAACAGCUGUAUGUAGGCUCUGAUACAGGUGUGGCGCAGGUGCCACUGCAUCGCUGCAACAUGUAUGGUAAAGCAUGUGCUGAGUGCUGCCUGGCUCGAGAUCCCUACUGUGCCUGGGAUGGACACACCUGCACACGCUACCUGCAUAACACCAAACGGCGCUUCCGUCGCCAGGACGUGAGGAAUGGUGAUCCUAAUACACUUUGUUCAGGAGACCACCAGAAGCAGCGCAUUCUGGAGAAAAAGCUGUAUGGAGUGGAGGGCAGCAGUUCUUUCCUGGAGUGCAUCCCCAAAUCACUACAGGCUCAAGUCACGUGGACUUCUCAGAGACACCCCAACAAUGCUCGAGAAGAGGUCCAUCUGGAUGAUCGCGUGCUUCAGACGAAUCGGGGCUUGUUGCUGCGGCGAGUGUUGCGCAGGGAUGGCGGUGUAUACCAGUGUCACGCGAUGGAGCAUGGAUUCACCCAAACGCUGCUCAGCAUCACGCUUGAGAUCGUCCCCACUCGAGGCCCAGCCCAUAGCCAAGGACACAGGCUCACCCAAAGCCAAGCACAGUCCACUAAUCAGAAACUGUGGUACAGAGACUUCAUGCAGUUGGUUGAUCACCCCAACCUGAGCACCGCUGACCAGAUCUGUGAGCAGAUUUGGUCACGCAAGCACAGCCAAUCAGACAAAGCCAUGGCAGACGCAGCCAACGUGUCUCUGCCUAUCAGUCCUCUGCACUCCACCCACAAAAAGUGGAAGCAUCUGAAGGAAGUGAGGAAGGGGAGGAACCGCAGAACACACGACGGAAAACCUGCACCUCGAGCGCCUCGGAGUGCAGGAGAGUAACAAGGGAUGGAAGAGAGAGACAGAGUAAGAAAGAGAGAUCACUGGAGUUGGACAAAACCACACAGCAUUGCAUUUAGUGACAAUUAUCAAGCAACACAAACGAGCUAUACACUACAAAUUCACAACAUUCUUCCCAUAUUGUACAAUUUACCACACACCAUUGCCUUACUGCACUGCUGCCCCAUCAGUAGAGCAUUCUAGUAUCUUAAUAAUCCCAAAUACAAUUCUCACUGCCCGUUACACACCUCCCUAAAUCAGUCUCUACUGCCCUGUUACAUUCCUUUAUGGCCCAUACACAGUCGUGUGCU